Molecule: messenger RNA, 1536 nt
Organism: Pedinophyceae sp. YPF-701
Lineage: Eukaryota; Viridiplantae; Chlorophyta; Pedinophyceae
Source: the annotation of a GenBank genome assembly
AUGCGGGCCGGCAGCGCCACCGUCGCUUCCCCCCUUGCAGGUCGCAAGGCUGGUCCCGUGCGCUCGGGCGCGCGGCUACCCCAGGCUCCGCGCGUGCCGGGCAGGCCGCCCGCACGCCUCGUGCUGGCGCACCCGGAUGGUGCCUUCGCCGGAGCGGGCGGGGGGGUGUUCUCCGCGCCCGACCAGCCCGCUGCCACGGACCCGGCGGUCGUGAACAUUCUGAAAAGCCACCCCGCGGCUCCGCGCCGGAUCUGCAUUUUCGUGGAGCCCACGCCUUUUUACUACGUGUGCGGCUACAAGAACCGGUUCUGCAACCUGAUCAAAUUCCUCCGGGACAUGGGCUGCGACGUCCUCGUCAUCACCACCGGCCGGGGUGUUUCCGGGCCCGGUGAGCCCUUCGAGGCCGGGAGGGACCCUCCGAAGGAGUACUACGGCGCCAAGUGCGUUGGCGCGUAUAGUUUCGGCCUGCCCCUCUACUGGCAGCUGCCGCUGACGUUCGCCCUCUCGCCCAGGAUCUUCCGGGAGGUCCGCGCGUUCAACCCCGACAUCAUCCACUGCACCUCCCCAGGCUUCAUGCCGUUCGCGUGCUGGCUGUACUCGCGCCUCCUGCGCGUCCCCCUCGUGAUGUCGUACCACACGCACCUCCCGGCGUACCUGCCCAAGUACAACAUCACCUUCAUGAUGGGCGUGCUGUGGACGCUCCUGCGCCUCGUCCACUCCAAGGCCUGCCAGCUCACGCUCGUCACAUCCCCGCAGAUGAAGAAGGAGCUCGACGAGCAGAAGGUGCACCCGAACAUCGAGGUGUGGAAGAAGGGCGUCGACUCAGACCUCUUCCACCCGCGGUUCAAGUCGGACGCCAUGCGCGCGCGCCUGACAGCGGGCCACCUGGGGGACUUCGUGAUGGUCUACGUGGGGCGGCUGGGCCACGAGAAGAACCUGGACGCGCUGAAGCACGUCCUCGACGCGCUCCCGCACGCGCGGCUCGCGCUCGUCGGCGACGGCCCCGCGCGCAGGGACCUGGAGCGACACUUCCGGGGGACUCGCACCGAGUUCCUCGGCAUGCUGCACGGCGAGGACCUGUCCGCGGCGUACGCGUCCGCGGACCUGUUCGUGAUGCCGAGCGAGUCCGAGACGCUCGGGUUCGUCGUGCUGGAGGCGAUGGCGUCGGGCGUGCCUGCGGUGUGCGUCAGGGCGGGGGGUAUUCCUGACAUCAUCGCCGAGGAGGGGGACGGCGGCGUCGGGUAUUUGUACGACAAGGGGGACAUCAAGGGCGCCAUCGCGACGAUCGACAAGCUCAGCAAGGACCCUGCGCUGCGGGAGCGCGUCGGCGCUCGCGCCCGGCAGGAGGUGUCGCGGUGGGACUGGAAGGCGGCGACCGAGUUCCUCCUCACGAAGCAGUACCCGAUCGCCAUCGCGGCCGCACAGGCGUACUGGGGACCGAAGUACCGCAAGCCGCUCCUGUCGCCAGUCCCGGGAGGGAGCGGAGACGGCAGCGCCGGCGCGCCACCGGUCUCCCCUGCGCCCGUCCCCGCGUGA